AUGACUCAAGAGAAAGCUAAAACCGGUCGUCCCGAUCCCGUAAAGGGGUUGAGACUGCGGUCGGUAGACGUACUCGGAGUACCACAGGCUGCAACCCUGGGGGACGCCUCGGGGAGAUUGGAGGGCCAGGGACGCCUGGUGGCCUCUCACCUGUUUUUCCGGCAAGGUGAAUCUGAUGAGAUAGGUUUGAUUUUCGGGCGCCAGGAGUAUCAACCCUCCGAUUCCUUUUGGUUUCUGAUUGAAAAUUUGAAGAAAACAAAAAGCGGCCGCUGUGUGUCUAAUUUGUGUGUAUCUUUGUUUUUUGUGUCUUUCACGUACCUAAUAAUUGUUGUACUGACAUUGGGACAGACAGUGACGACCCCCCUUAGCCUGACGUUAGAUCAUUGGACGGAAGUAAGGGCAAGGGCACAUAACUUGUCAGUAGAAGUGAAGAAAGGACCAUGGCAGACUUUCUGUACCUCCGAGUGGCCCACCUUCAAUGUUGGAUGGCCCUUGGAAGGGACUUUUGAUCUCCCCACUUUACUAGUGGUAAAGGCUGUUGUCUUCCAGGAUUCAUCUCAAGGACACCCGGAGCAGCAACCUUACAUUGUAGUCUGGCAAGAGUUGGUAGAAAACCCACCGCCCUGGGUAAAGCCUUGGGUGCAGAAGAAAGUGGGCCCUCAAGUUCUAGCUGCCCAGACCCGACCUCAGGGCAAAGAAAAAGACACUACUACUAAAGUUCACCCUGACACUCAAGAUUUGCUUAUAGUUGAUGAUCCCCCUCCUUACCCUCCUGCCCCUACGGCACCUCCGGCCCCGGCAUUGCCAGCCCCGGCACCUCCGGCACCUUCAGUCCCUGAUGCCGAGGCACCGGGACUGGCUCCGGGACCUGCCCAGGGAACUCGGCACUGCCGGGGGACCACCUUGGAUCCACCGGGUAUUUACCCUCUCCGGUCUUAUGGAGUUCCCAUCCACGGGGAAGAGGGGGACCCGCCUUUCCAACCUCUGCAAUAUUGGCCAUUUUCCUCUGCCGAUUUGUAUAAUUGGAAAGCUAACCACCCGCCCUUUUCAGAGGAACCGCAAAGACUAACUGGUCUGAUAGAGUCCCUGAUGUUUUCUCACCAGCCCACUUGGGAUGACUGUCAGCAGCUUUUGCAGGUGCUCUUCACUACGGAAGAGAGAGAGAGGAUUCUCCUGGAGGCACGAAGGAACGUGCCUGGAACCGACGGGCGACCAUCGCAACUCCCUCGUGACAUAGAGAGGGGGUUCCCAUUGACCAGACCCAACUGGGACUUUAAUUCUCCAGAAGGUAGGGAGCGACUAACCAUCUAUCGCCAGACUCUGGUGGCAGGUCUCCGUGGGGCCGCAAGACGCCCCACCAAUUUAGCCAAGGUAAGAGAGGUCAGUCAGGGAGCCACUGAAGCACCUGCAGUGUUCUUAGAAUGCCUGAUGGAAGCCUUCAGGCGGUAUACUCCCUUUGAUCCCACUUCUGAAGAGCAUAGUGCUUCAGUGGCCCUUGCUUUUAUUGGACAGUCGGCACCCGACAUUAGAAAAAAGCUUCAGAGAUUAGAGGGCUUACAAGAUUUGUCAUUGAAGGAUUUGGUGAAGGAGGCUGAGAAAGUGUAUCACAAGAGGGAGAUGGAGGAAGAGAAAGAGUUAAGGAAAGAGAAGGAAAGAGAAAGUAAGGAAGAAAAGAGAGACAGGAAGCAUGAGAAGAAUUUAACAAGGAUCUUGGCCGCAGUAGUAGAAGGUAGAGGACGCCCACCUCCUAGUGGCAGAACUAGUAAGACAGGGCACCUGGGCAACCGGACCCCUUUAGAGAAGGAUCAAUGUGCGUACUGCAAAGAAAAGGGGCAUUGGGUGAAAGAAUGCCCUAAGAAGCCACCGCGGGGACCUCCGAAGAAGGUGUUGUCUCUGCUGGAAGAUGAGGAUUAGAGAAGACGGGACUCGGAGCCCCUCCCCGAGCCUAGGGUAACCCUGAAGGUGGAGGAGCAACCCGUUGAGUUUCUGGUGGAUACCGGUGCUCAACAUUCUGUACUGACCCAAGCUAGAGGCCCUCUUUCUGGCAAAAAGUCUUGGGUGUUCGGGGCCAUGGGCCAGAAACAAUAUGCAUGGACUACCCAAAGAACAGUGGACUUAGGAGUGGGACAAGUAAACCACUCAUUCCUUGUCAUACCGGAAUGCCCCACACCCUUGUUAGGAAGAGACAUCUUGACCAAAGUCGGGGCCCAAAUAUCCUUUCAGGCUGAAGAUACCCGAGUGACUGAUCGAGAGAAAAAACCUUUGGGCCUAAGUAUUCUGUCCAUAAGAUUAGAAGACGAGUACCGCCUUUUUAAGGAACCAGAACCCUCCCGAGUUAGUCAGGGGUGGCUUAACCAGUUUCCAGGGGCCUGGGCGGAGACGGCGGGUAUGGGGCUUGCUGUAAACCAGCCCCCAGUGGUCAUAGAAUUGAAAGCCUCAGCCUUACCAGUAACUGUGAGACAAUAUCCAAUGAGUAAAGAAGCCAGAGAUAGAAUUAGGCCCCAUAUCCAGAGGCUCAUAGAGCAGGAGAUAUUAGUAAAAUGUAAAUCCCCAUGGAACACUCCCUUGCUGCCUGUAAAGAAAGCGGGAACAGGAGAUUAUCGACCAGUGCAAGAUUUAAGAGAAGUUAAUAAGAGGAUACAGGACAUUCAUCCCACUGUGCCGAACCCUUAUAACCUGCUAAGCUCUCUGGCCCCGGAAAACACCUGGUAUACAGUCUUAGAUUUAAAAGACGCCUUCUUUUGUUUGUGCCUGCACCAGAGUAGCCAACCGCUGUUUGCUUUUGAAUAGAAAGACCCCUCCACAGGAACUACUGGACAAUUGACCUAGACUCGCUUGCCACAAGGAUUCAAAAAUUCACCCACCCUCUUCGAUGAGGCUUUACAUCAAGACUUGGCCUUUUACCAAGCCUCCAACCCACAGGUAACUUUGUUACAAUAUGUUGAUGACUUACUGAUAGCAGCCCCUACUCAGGAAGCCUGCCAAGAGGCCACUAGAGCUCUUUUGACUGAACUUGCUAAAUUGGAGUAUAGGGCAUCUGCCAAGAAGGCACAGAUUUGUCAACAACAAGUGACUUAUUUGAAAUAUUCCCUGAGAGAGGGGAAAAGGUGGCUUACUGAAGCCCGAAAGCAGACUGUAACGCAGAUCCCGGUCCCCACUACUCCGCGUCAGGUUCACGAGUUCCUGGGGACAGCAAGAUUUUGUAGACUGUGGAUACCCAGAUAUGCCACCUUAGCCGCCCCUCUGUAUCCCUUAACCAAAGGGGCGGCCCCAUUUGUUUGGGGACCUGAACAACAGCAGGCCUUUGAUGAUAUCAAGAAGGCCCUCCUGUCGGCACCCGCUCUGGCCUUGCCAGAUGUGACUAAGCCAUUUGUCCUUUUUGUAGAUGAACAGAGUGGAGUGGCUCGAGGAGUGUUGACCCAACAAUGGGGACCUUGGAGGAGACCUGUCGCCUACUUGUCAAAGAAAUUGGACCCAGUGAGUAGCGGAUGGCCUGCCUGUUUGAGAGUAGUGGCGGCCGUGGCCCUCUUAGUUAAAAAUUCUGACAAACUAACGCUGGGACAAAAGCUCAUUGUGGUUGCUCCACAUGCGCUGGAAAGCGUAAUUUGGCAACCACCCGAAAGAUAGAUGUCGAAUGCCAGAAUGACUCACUAUCAAACCUUGCUCCUAAAUCACGAUCGUGUAAAAUUUGCCCCGCCCGCCAUCCUAAACCCGGCUACUCUGCUCCCCAAUCCGGGGAAAGAAGUACUCCAUACCUGCCAAGAAAUCCUGGCUGAAGAGACAGGGACCUGCCGGGACUUAUGAGAUCAGCCCCUGGAAAGACCAGGACUCCUGACCUGGUACACAGAUGAGAGCAGUUAUAUCAUGAGAAGUAAGAGGAUGGCGGGAGCUGCAGUAGUAGAUAACAACUGGAUCGUGUGGGCCAGCGGACUCCCAACGGGCACUUCUGCACAGUGAGCAGAACUCGUUGCCUUGACUCAGGCUCUAAAAAUGGCAGAAGGUAAGAGACUUAACGUCUACACUGACAGCCGAUACGCUUUUGCCACCGCUCAUAUACAUGGGGCUAUUUAUAGGCAGAGAAGGCUGUUAACUUCUGCCGGGAAAGAUAUUAAAAACAAACAAGAAAUUUUAGAAUUGUUAGAAGCCAUCCAUAGGCCUAAAGAAGUAGCGAUAAUACAUUGCCCUAGACAUCAGAAAGAUGACUCUCCAAUAGCUCAAGAAAACCGGAGGGUGGACCAAGCCGCAAAACAAGCAGCUCAGGGAAUGAACAUUUUACCCCUCCAGGUGCACCCGGAAGCAACAUGUAUCAAGAGCUUCCAGUAUACACCCGAAGAUCUCGCUCAGAUAGACAAACUGAGGUUCCAAAAAUCUUCACCCUUUGAAACAUAUAAGUCAAGAAAUGGGAAAAAUAUUCUGCCCCAGAAAGAGGCAGGAGAAUAUUUGAGGCAAUUACAUCAAUUGACACAUUUAAAGGCCAAGAACCUAAAGGCCCUAGUUCGACACUCCCCUUAUCAUAUCAUUAGUUUAGAAAAAAUGGCAGACGAGGUAGUGAAGAAUUGUGUCCCUUGCCAAUUAGUAAAUAUGAAUAAACAUCAAAUGAUAUGCGGAAAAAAGCUUUGCGGAGAUAGACUGGGAGCUUACUGGGAAGUUGACUUUACCGAAAUUAAGCCUGCUAAGUAUAGACAUAAGUACCUUUUAGUUUUUUUAGAUACCUUUUCAGGAUGGACAGAGGCUUUCCCAACCAAGACCGAGACAGCCCAGACAGUAUUCAAAAAGAUACGUGAAGAAAUAUUUCCAAGGUUCAGAAUCCCCAAGGUAAUUGGUUCCGAUAAUAGACCUGCCUUCGUUGCCCAGGUAAGUCAAAGAUUGGCCAAGAUCCUGGGGACAGAUUGGAAACUACAUUGUGCGUACAGGCUCCAGAGCUCAGGACAAGUAGAGAAGAUGAAUAGAACUCUAAAAGAGACCUUGACUAAAUUAUCCAUAGAGACUAGUUUAUGUGAUUAGUUAGUCCUCCUUCCCUUCGUCUUGUUUCGAGUCCGAAACACUCCCGGCCGUUUUGAGCUGACUCCCUUUGAAAUAAUGUUUAGGGCCCCAGCUCCUCUUGAGUCGGCCCACCUCCAUGAGUCCCCCGAAUGUGUAACUAAUAAGUUUCUGCUUGAAAAGUUACGGGCCCUGGAAGUCGUACAGAGAGAAGUCUGGGCCAACAUCCAGGAAGCCUAUCGGCCGGAGGACUUGUCAGUGCCCCAUCAGUUCCAGGUGGGAGACCCCGUCUAUGUAAGACGACACCGAGCAAGAAACCUUGAGCCUCGGUGGAAAGGACCCUUCAUCGUCCUCUUGACUACUCCCACAGCCGUGAAAGUAGAUGGCAUCUCCUCCUGGGUACACGCUUCACAUCUGAAAAAGGCAUCCCAGCCGGACUCGGAUUGGCGAGUAACUCAGACUGAUAAUCCUCUUAAGCAUCGCUUGUGUAAAAAAAAAAACUAUGUUAUUAGUAAUUCUAAUGCUCCUGCUGUUCCCAACCCCCCAGAGCCUUAA
Manis javanica (Malayan pangolin) is the source of this 5535-nucleotide messenger RNA. NCBI's taxonomy places the organism in Eukaryota, Metazoa, Chordata, Mammalia, Pholidota, Manidae. The record is from RefSeq and is a predicted model, not a curated record.